Molecule: messenger RNA, 300 nt
Organism: Seminavis robusta
Lineage: Eukaryota; Bacillariophyta; Bacillariophyceae; Naviculales; Naviculaceae
Source: the annotation of a GenBank genome assembly
AUGAAGGAGCAGCUGGCGGCUUCAGCAGCGCAAAUGGCAGCACAAACAGACAAACUUCAUCACAAGCUGGAUGAGAUUUUGGGCCGUGAUUCUGACAAGGGAGGUGGUGAAAGAUUACCUAGUCGUGAGCGUUGGAAUGGUAACCACAACAAGGUCACCAUCUCAAGCCAAGAUGAUCAGCAAGAUGCAUCCGAUCUGGUUGCCCAAAUUAGACUCUUGCAACUUCUGUUUGGCUGCUCUGUAGUGGCCAUCGUCGUGCUGCAGUACAAGAAGAAUCAGCUCAUAGCAGAUCGUCAGUGA